Vitis riparia (riverbank grape) is the source of this 601-nucleotide messenger RNA. RefSeq lists its product as uncharacterized. The transcript has a single exon. The record is from RefSeq and is a predicted model, not a curated record. The coding region runs from base 94 to 306 and encodes 70 amino acids. NCBI's taxonomy places the organism in Eukaryota, Viridiplantae, Streptophyta, Magnoliopsida, Vitales, Vitaceae.
CUCUCCCAAAAGCUCCCAACUCUCUCUACCCUCCAUCUCUCCUCUCAAAGCUGCUGCCUCCGAUUCUAUUCUCAGUUGAAGAAGAAGGAAGCCAUGGGUAUGGAGGUGGUGAUUUCUCUCCCUCUGAUUCUCUUCUCCAUAAUACUUGGUUUUGGGUGUUACUUCCUUGGAAAAACCAAAGGCAGAAAGGAGGCGUUCGCCAAUGUGCAAGUCUUUGGGGUGCCCACUCCGCCACCAGGCAGUGGUGAAGGUUUUUCUUCACCACCUCCACCCCACAAAAAGCCAGACAACUCAGCCAAUGUUUAAUUAAGCCUCUUGGGUAUAUUUGUUUGUGUUGUAUUUAGGGAUUUUCCUCGUGGGUGUUAAAUUUUUGUAUUGAUUUGUGUAAAUUGGUUGUGGGUUGAAGCAAUGAAUAAUAUCCAUACAAGUUGUGUUGUAUUCUUUGAUAAGUUUCGGUGAAGUUCAGUGGAAUCAGAGCUCUGGGAAUUUUGUGGAUUGGAGAAUUUGUUCAUGUGAUUAUUGUUGCUACGGUUUACAUUGUUUGAGAGAGAUCUGUACUUAAUUUUUUUGGUUUGAAGAAGGAACAAUCCUUUCUCCAUAA